Molecule: messenger RNA, 4241 nt
Organism: Perca fluviatilis (European perch)
Lineage: Eukaryota; Metazoa; Chordata; Actinopteri; Perciformes; Percidae
Gene: unc45b
Product: unc-45 myosin chaperone B
Exons: 20
Coding region: 43-2838 (931 amino acids)
Molecular function (GO): Hsp90 protein binding
Source: RefSeq, a predicted model, not a curated record
UACGAGAGACCCAGGUCAGCAGGACACUGAUUAUUACCAACAAUGAUGGGAGACCCGAUCCAGUUAAAAGAUGAGGGAAACAAACACUUCCAGGCAGGAGAAACAGACAAGGCUAUUGAGUGCUACACUAAAGCCAUAAAGGCGUGCAAGGACAACAAAGUGCUUGCUGUCAUUUACAGGAACAGAUCUGCAUGCUACCUAAAACAGGAAAGCUAUGCCAAUGCAGCAUCUGAUGCAUCUAAAGCAAUUGAUGUUGAUGCAGCAGAUAUUAAAGCCUUGUACCGGCGUUGCCAAGCUCUGGAGAAACUAGGAAAACUGGACAUGGCCUUCAAAGAUGUGCAGAGAUGUGCCACCAUUGAACCAAAGAAUAAGACCUUCCUGGAGACUCUCCGCAGGCUAGGAGCAGAGAUCCAGGCCAAGCUCAAGACAACAUUCUCCACAGAUUCGAGGGUACAGAACAUGUUUGACAUUCUCCUUGAUGACGAAAUGGAAACGGAAAAGAAGGAAAGAGCUGCCAACAACCUGAUUGUGCUGUCAAGAGAGGAUGCCGGAGCAGAGAGAAUCUUCCAGAAUAACGGAGUGCCUCUGUUGCUCAACAUGAUAGAGUCAGGCAAACGAGAAAUGAUCCUGGCUGCUGUUCGUACUUUGUCAGGAAUGUGCACAGGACACAAAGCACGGGCCAUGGCCAUUAUUCACAUGGUGGGCGUUGAUAAGAUGUGCAGCAUCAUGGCUGUUGACAAUGAGGAGAUCGCACUGGCAACCUGCAACCUCUUCCAGUGCAUCAACGACUCCCUCACUGGUGGAGAUAAAAGAGAAUAUGGGAAAGAAGAGGCCUUGGUUUUGGAUGCAUCUAAAGACCUUAAAACCAUCCUCCUCUCUCUGUUGGAGAUGGUUGCUAGUAAGAAGGUGCCUGGCCAUGGCAGAGACCAGGCACUUAACCUCCUGAGCAGGAACGUACCUCGCGCUAACAAGAAAGAGAAAGACAACUCCAGGAGCCUCUUCACUAUUGACCAUGGUCUGAAGAAGAUCCUGAAGGUGUGUGGUCAGGUUCCCGAACUGCCAGACCAGCUGCCCAUGACAGAGAACACACAGCUUAUUGCCAGCGUGCUUCUCGACAAGCUCUAUGACGACCUCAUGUGUGACCCAGAGAGAAACAACUUCAGGGAUAUUUGUGAUGAAUAUAUCAAAUCCAAAAUUGACCCCAACGACAUGGACAAGACCAUUCAUGCUAUCAACACUAUCUCAGGGCUGCUUCAGGGUCCGUUUGAUGUUGGUAACGCCCUGGUUGGCAGGCAAGGCAUAAUGGAGAUGAUGGUGGCACUUUGUGCCUCCGAACGUGAGGUGGACCAGAUGGUGGCUGUGGAGGCGCUGAUCCAUUCCUCCUCGAAGAUGAGCCGCGCCUCCUUCAUCAUCACCAAUGGGGUGUCACUGCUUAAGGACAUCUACAAGAAGACCAAGAACGAGAAGAUUAAAAUCCGUGCGCUGGUGGGUCUCUGUAAACUGGGUUCAGCUGGAGGGGAUGAUUACGCUUUAAGGCAGUUUGCAGAGGGUUCCACAGAGAAGCUGGCCAAGCAGUGCAGAAAGUGGCUCUGUAAUCCCCAGAUUGAUACAAAAACAAGGAAGUGGGCUAUCGAGGGUCUAGCUUAUCUGACUAAUGAUGCUGACGUGAAAGAUGACUUUGUUGAGGAUGAGCCCGCCCUGAAAGCCAUGUUUGAACUAGCCAAAUCUACAGAUAAGACAAUUAUAUAUGCGGUCGCUUGCACCCUAGUUAACUGCACCAACAGCUAUGAAAAGAAAGAAAUCAUGCCCGAGCUUGUUCAACUUGCCAAGUUCUCAAAGCAGCAUGUGCCUGAGCAGCACCCCAAGGACAAGAAGGACUUUAUUGACAAGAGAGUGAAAAGGCUGCUGAAGGCUGGAAUCACUUCAGCUCUUACUGUCAUGGUGAAAGCUGACAGCACCAUCCUGACCAACCAGACCAAGGAGAUGCUGGCAAGGGUGUUCUUGGCGUUGUCACAGGAUCCCAAAGAUCGUGGUAUAAUUGUAGCCCAGGGUGGGGGAAAGGCUUUGAUUCCACUUGCUCUGGAAGGGACAGAGAUUGGAAAGACGAGGGCCAGCCACGCCCUUGCCAAGAUUGCAGCUAUUUCCAACCCAGAAAUCGCCUUCCCUGGUGAGAGGGUGUAUGAGGUGGUGCGACCUUUAGUUAGCCUCCUUCAAACAGACAAAGACGGUAUGCAGAACUACGAAGCUCUGAAAGGCCUCACCAACUUGGCUGGUUUCAGUGACAAACUAAGAGUAAAGAUUUUGAAAGAGAAAGCUCUGCCAGAGAUCGAGAACUACAUGUUUGAGGACCAUGACCAGAUCAGACAGGCUGCCACUGAAUGCAUGUGCAACCUUGUUACAUGUAAACAGGUCCAAGAGCGUUACCUGGAAGAUGGCAAUGAUAAGCUGAAGCUAAUGAUACUGCUAUGUGGCGAGGAUGACGACAAUCUUCAGAUAGCUGCAGCUGGAGCUCUCGCCAUGCUUACUGCUGCUGAGAAGAAGCUCUGCAAGAAACUGACCCUGGUGACCACCCAGUGGCUGGAGAUCCUGCAGAGGUUGUGUCUCCAUACCAACCCUAAUGUUCAGCAUCGUGGGCUUGUGGUUGUCUUCAACUUGCUCAACUCAGACGACAGUGAGCUGGCCAAGAAGCUGAUCGAGAGCGAGCUGCUGGAAAUCCUCACAGUGAUUGGCAAGGCGGAGGACAAUCCCAGGAGACAGGGGGCCAUCGAUGCAGCACGCACAUGCCUGGUCAAAGCUAUGGAUCUUGGUCUCAUCAAACCGUUCUCUAGCCCUUCUUAAAUUGCUGACAACAAGAAAAACAACAACAAUGGACAUCCUUCUUUAUUUCCUUUUAAACACUUUUUUUCCAAAUGUUUUCCCCUACAUCAAAGAUAUGAAAGUAUUCUCCAACCUGACUUCAAAUCUCUUAAAAUAAUCUCUCACAAUAUAAUAUAUGUUUUUUUGUUUACAUAAGCUGUUUGGAGCUUUUGUAGUAUAAUAAGAAGGGGAAGCAUCUCUUCUUUGUUUUGAGAAGAAGAAAUGUAUUAUUUAUAUUUGUGCUGUUAAUGAAUGUUUAGAGACUGACCAUUUUACAUGUGUUUUUUCCACUGUUAGAAAGAACACAUUUCCAUAAACAGAAAUAUAAGACAGCCCAGCUUGUGACUUGACUCAGCACAUGGUGGAAAUAUUGCUUUGCAGAUGAAUACAUGAAAGGCAAUUGCAUCAUUUUGAUCGUUAUCACCAAAUGCAAAACCUACAGAGUUUGAAAAAAAACAAAAAAUAGGUGAGCUAAGUAAAGUAUUGAUUAAACCCAGUAACAAUAGAAAACUCUGACUGUAAUAAGGGCUACAAAUGGUUUUAAAUUACACAACUUACUUCAGUAACUUGUUUUGCCCUUUUGAAAACUUUUUGUUAAACUCAGUUGCCCACAUAUGUUCCAGACCAACUUCUUGUAAAUUGCAGACAUCUACCAAAAUAAUUUGUGACACAUUUUCUAAAGAACUGCAUCUUGCUUACUGGAACAUACCACCAUUUCCUGUCUUCCUGUCGUCAUCUUUACCCCUCACGGUUUCUUUUAUAAUUCUAUACCUUUAGGGCCUUCUCUGUUAAGCCAGAAUGAAAGGUGUUUUACAGCAUUUAAAUUCACCAUUAAAGCCAGUAAUACCAGUAAUACCAUUAUUUUUGUUUAACUAAGUUUGGACCUUAAUUUUUUGAUGGUGUUAAAAAGACAUCUCUGGCAAACCGUUUCCUAUCUUAUGCUCAAUAUCGUAGCCAACUUCUCAGUUCAGAGAGGUUUUGUAACUCAAAAAUGCAUGCUGGGAUUACAUUGUGUUCAUGCCAUAAUUCAUAGGCUAUAUAACUGUUAUGGUUAAGGUUUUAACUUAGAACUGUUUUGACAAUCAUUGUCGUGGGUGUAUGGGAUUUUGCUGCUGAGGUGAAUCAGAGUGCAGGGUCUCUGCAAGGAAGACUUCUGAUGGAAAAAUGCACGUGACAGUUGGUCACUUCUCAUUGUACCUUCAAGUUACUGUAAAUUACGUAACUCGUGUAAUCAUGUGAAGGCCUAAAUUGACUCAAAUACGGUAGAUCAUUGACUCUGUGUGUAUGUUAAAACUGCUCAUAAUGAUUGCACUUAUAAUUACAGAUAGGCCUAUAACACAUUGUAAUUGUAGUUUUAGAUAGGGAAGUAAAAGUUUUUUUUUUCA